This is a messenger RNA of Triplophysa dalaica, 3158 nucleotides long. RefSeq names its product endoglin (gene eng). Bases 258 to 1946 code for a protein of 562 amino acids. The transcript has 14 exons. The record is from RefSeq and is a predicted model, not a curated record. Lineage: Eukaryota; Metazoa; Chordata; Actinopteri; Cypriniformes; Nemacheilidae.
GUUGUUGUGUGUCGGAUAAAUAAAGUGCGUGACGGGGUUCUCUGUGGGUGUGUCGUGCAGUCUGAUGUCAGGUCUGAUCUCACUUCUUCAGGAUUACUGAACACAUCGCUUCACACGCGCUACACUUUCAGCUGAAGGAAUCCUUGAAUGUGGAAUAUUCUGGCAAUCCCUUGAAAUAUUGCAGACUUUUGAGUGGAACGCCGCCGGAGAGACACAUUCACACCCGUCAUCAUCAUCAUCAUCAUCAUCAUCACAACAUGAGGAACAUCACCAAGCUUUUAACUCUACUUCUGUACUUCACAACAACCUCAGAUGGCGCAGCUGUUUGUGAACCCAAGGAUGUGCCGGCAAAUGGAUACGAUUGGAUCGAGGUGCAGGAGAUGCCUCUGGGGUGUUGGACAGAUUUCAUCAGACCGGACGGAGCAGAAGUUCACAUCAUCAGUCUGUCUUUUUUUUCACAGCAGCCAUCUAUCUUCAGACUGAAUGUAAGUGCGGUGAUGUCAUCGGUGUUGAUCCUGAUGUCCAACAGCUCGCAGAUGAUCACACUUGUGCUGUCUGAUAUUCCAUCACAUCACAUCUAUGUGACAAUUAGAUCUUCAAUCCGGAUUAUCCAGCCAACCAGCAAAGAGGAAGUUCCGAGACAAGUCUCUCUAUUCACAGGUGUGGACUCUGAGCUGGUGAAGUGGGCGAGAAAAGAGUUCGGUGGAGUCACGUCCUUCACCUCAGCACGAGAUCCUCAAAGCAUCACUUUUACAGGGAAUAAAGGAGAAGGACUGCCGUCUCACUGCGAUCUUCAGGCUGCAGUGCCAUCAGAGAAAUUCAUUCAUCUGGUAGAGCCCGUGUCAUCCAGUCAUCUGAAAUCCUGUUACACAAAACAUCCUGGACAAGAACUUCACGUUAUUAAUAUUCCUGAUAAUGUCAUCAUAAGACAAGUGUCUGUGAAUUUAACAUCCGCAUGUAACAUUGUCCUGAGAGGUCCACCACACACAGAGUGGAAGAUCCACACCGAUCAAGAAGUGAAGUUCAUGUCUAAUAAUAUGGUGACGUUCAAGAGCUUCCCGGUGAAACCGCGCUUUGAUCUGUCAGAUGGUGAUGAUGAUCUCAUACAGAAGGUCUUCUCACAAUUUAACACAACAUUCAUCAGCAGUUAUACAAAGAUUAAUCGCAGCAUCCCAGCUGUUCAAUUGUGGAUCAAGACCAACAGCACAUCUACAGAUGAGGAGUCAGAUGAAGAAGAGCCGAGCACGUCAUCACCCGGUUCUUCAUCCGUCCCUAUCCAGAUGCAGUUAUUCUCUUCUCCAGACUACAGAUCUCCUCUGGAUGGCAGCAGUAAAGUUCAGAGUGAUAAGAGACUUUACGCAGAGAUCUCCAGUCAGCAUUUAGGAGAGAUCUCUUUCAGGAUCAGAGUCAGCAGAUGUUGGGUUCGCUCUGUGCCGCUGGUGAGGAACAUUUCCUUCAAAGAAGACACCUGUUUCCUUCCAGACUGUCCCAAGAGACUCAGUUUCUCUCUAGAGCUUCUUCAGGACCUGCCGUCCAGCUCAUGGGAUCUGGAGUGUGCCGUCAGACUCUGUAAUGACCUGGCAAAGAUUUGUUUGGAUGAAACGCAGGUGAAGAGGAACGUGCAGGUCAUCAGAUCUUACAUACCCAGCCCAGAUCAGUGUUUUGAGUUUGGACUCUCGGCCGUUCUGGGAAUCGCGUUCGGAGGAUUCAUGAUCGGAGUUCUUCUCACGGGGGCUUUAUGGUUCAUUAAAAUCCGCACAGGUCUUCCUGGAGGUCUGGACAUGAGAUCCACGGCGGCUGAACUCUCAGUUCUGUCUCUGUCGGGAUGCCCGUGCGGUCUGACCAAACGCCAGCCGGUGCCCACCCACCCGUCAGCGUCCGAGAACAGCAGCGCCAACGCCAGCAUCGGCAGCACUCAGAGCACACCCACCAGCAGCGUGGCAUAACGGUCCUGAGACCUUCCUUUACCUCACAGCACCUCCGUCAGUCACCGGCCAGCGGAAGUCAUCAGGCCUCCAGAAAAACACAAGAACCUUGGAUACCAGCGACAGGAAAAACAAAGCACAAGCCCUCGGGAACCAAGCGGAAAUUCAUGGCAUUCCUCGGUCGAGGAGGCAAAAUAAAAGACAAACAGCGGCGGGUCUCCGUGACGCAUGCGUGCGCUCUCAGAGCGUCUGAUUCAUCCAGUGAACCAUCUACAGUACACGCAUGUCUCUCUCACAGCUCUUACUGUAACGAGCGUCUCAUUCGUUCGGGACUAUUUGGGAUCCUCUGAGUCAAUCUGAGAAAGCAUCGGUGUGUGACGACACUAUCAGCUGUGAUUCAUGUCCGCUUCCCAUCAAAUUACUGAACUUGACUUCAAUUGAGUUUCUUUGGGGCUCAGAAUAAACCUCAGAGUUCAUUUCUGUGAACUGAAAUCAAACUUCCACUUUCUGAAACAUGCUGAGUUGAUUCAGUCGACGGUCGGGUAAGCGCUUCAUUUCUGACCCGACGCUCGCUCGUGUCAACUCAACAUGUUUUAGAGUUCAGAAUAUGAAGAUUGGAUGUUUGGAGUUCAGUUAUGAUGUAGCUUAUUUUACAACCGUUCAUUCAUACUACACAUGUGAAUGUAUUCAUGUAUCUGGAGAUCUGUGGUUUUUCUGUGUGUGUGUGUGUGUGUGUGUGUGAGAGAGAGAUAAAAGAUUUAAAGGAGUAGUUCACUUUGAAAAUAAAUGUUGAUGAUCAUUUCCUCACCCUCAUGUCAUCCAAGAUGUUUCUGUGUUUGUUUCUUUACUGGAAAAGAAAUGAAGGUUUUUGAUGAAAACAUUGCAGGAUUUUUCUCCAUAUAGUGACUUCAAUGGACUCCAAACGCUUGAAGGUCAAAGUUAUAGUUUCAGUGCAGCUUCAAAGGACUUUAAACCAAACCAGACCAUGAAUAAAGAUCUCAUUUUCUAAAAAAAAAAUAAGUAUAUGCUCUAUAAACACAAAUGCUGGCCUUGCUCUGUUCUGCGAUGCGCGUUAAUGGCUUUACAAAAUACUUAAUUACAUUGAAAAGGUCACACUUGAUGUAGGCUGAAGUAAAGAGUCAGUGUAAAAGUCCUCUGAAGCUGCACUGAAACUGUCAUUUUCUCCUUCAAGUGUUUGGAGUCCAAUGAAGUCACUACGUGGAGAAAAAUCCU